Neltuma alba is the source of this 1456-nucleotide messenger RNA. RefSeq lists its product as uncharacterized. The transcript is spliced from 6 exons. The record is from RefSeq and is a predicted model, not a curated record. Lineage: Eukaryota; Viridiplantae; Streptophyta; Magnoliopsida; Fabales; Fabaceae. The coding region runs from base 89 to 1456 and encodes 455 amino acids.
CGUCCCUCUCGGUGUCCUCCAUUAUCGUUGCGGCAUCCUCCUGCUUCGUCGUUGUCGUGCAUUCUCCAGAUUGUCAUUUCGGCUCCAGAUGGCAGACGAUAGCGGAUCUAGCACUGAUAACCCAUCUCAGCCGAGAGAUGCCUCUGAGCAGGAGAGACAGUUGCAAGAGGAGGCAGCACGCAUACAGAGGGGCCUUUGUGUCAUGCAAGAGGUCGUGAAAGCUCGAACAGAAGGAAAGAAAUUUGCCGUACAGUGGAAUAAGAAAGGACAAGCUGUACGGUCAAAUAAAUUUAUCAGCUAUAUUGGGGCAGUGGCACGAAGCACCGUGCCCAUUACAGCGCAGCAUUGGAGGAGGGUUGAUCGUUCAGUGCGAGACACUAUUUGGACAGAUGUAUCGUCUGCAUUUGAUAUAGAUGAGAGCAGGAAGAGGUUUGUGGAGGGGAAGGCUGGGAGGGCACUACGCUCUUUCCGAUAUUUUGUCACACACAAGUACUUGAAGGAUCCUUCCACAGCCGACGAGUCCCAGGUUCCUAGCUUGAUACGGGACUUGGUCAAACCAGAGGAUUGGGCUGCUUUUGUGACGUCACGUCGUGAUAGGCAAUUUCAAGAAUUAAGUUCCCAAAAUAAGGAAAGAGUAAAGAAGAAUGAGUAUCCCUACCGAAAGGGCCGCUUGGGUUAUGCGGGCCUUGAGCAAGAGGUGACUCAGCAGGAGGGAUCAGAUGUCACUGUAUCACGUCAGAUGCUGUGGGCACUGGCCAGGCAAAAUAAAGAUGGCCAAAUUGAUAAUCCUCGCGUUAAGGAGGUCGUGGACAGGAUGGAGAGUUUGUCCCAGGAAGUUUCGCAGGGGGCAUAUUCUGUAGAUGACCAGGAUAUAUUGAGGAGGGCAUUGGGGACUCCUGACCAUCCUGGUCUUCUUAGGGGUGUCGGUUAUGGAGUCACCAAGAGAGAUUACUUUGGGUACCGACAAAAGCCCUCUUCAUCGUGCACGCCUUCCUCUGCUAAGUUCAUGGAGCUGAAGGAAGAAACACGCUGGUUAAAGGAGCAGGUUAAAGUGCAAGCGCUCCUAAUCGAGCAGUUGAUCAAGAAUCAAGCACCACAGCCGGCUCCGAAUCUCAGCCCAAGUGGCAAAGACAGCUGCACAUUCCCCUUGCUACCUGAGGGUGAAGCGGACGUUCAGUGUAUGGCGGAUAGCCCUAAACAUCACACUGUUGCAACGGGCCGCAUGUUCAAUUUACCGGGGGAGAGUAUAAUUCAUAAUGUUCCUCUCCCUGCUGAUCAUGUGAGGGUGCAGUUGAACACUGCUAUUGAUGCGAAUUAUGCCCUCCCGAUUCUCACCCCAGAUGCAGAGACAGUGGCUCAAGCAGUGGGUAGCUUUGUCGCUUGGCCUGGCCGUCUUCUUACAUUAGGACAUCCUUCAAAGGUAUAUAUGUAUAGGUUACAAAUUCAGCUGAUUUAA